GAGCCUCGUUCGGCCGGGGCUCCCGACGCCCACCUCCGGCGUGCUGCGGCCGGGCGCCUCCCCGCUGGCCCUGGACCGCAUGAGCCUGGGGAGCGCGGCGCCCGCCCGCAGCCUGGCGCGCUCAGGGCCCGCGCCGCCGCCGUACGGCAUGUCGACGCCGGGCCCCCCGCUGCCGGUGCCGGACCACGUGCGCUCUGGCAGCGCCACGCCUCUGCGGAGCCACGCGCGGUCGGGCUCGCCCUCGCCCGCGUACGGCGUCAGCUGCCCCGGCUCGCCGUUGCUGGCGCCGGACAGCGUCAGCAUCGGCUCGUGCUCGCUGCUGCGGAGCGCUGCCAG
Molecule: messenger RNA, 336 nt
Organism: Prorocentrum cordatum
Lineage: Eukaryota; Dinophyceae; Prorocentrales; Prorocentraceae
Source: the annotation of a GenBank genome assembly